Molecule: messenger RNA, 1392 nt
Organism: Prunus dulcis (almond)
Lineage: Eukaryota; Viridiplantae; Streptophyta; Magnoliopsida; Rosales; Rosaceae
Product: F-box protein At1g22220-like
Exons: 1
Coding region: 216-1193 (325 amino acids)
Molecular function (GO): protein binding
Source: RefSeq, a predicted model, not a curated record
UCUAAAAACAAAUCGAAAACCGGAGCCGGCGUUAACCACAGGGGCCCUCCCUACACCACCUAGACGGUCAAAUAUGGGGCCCACCCCUGCCCGAUUCUUCUAAAAAGGCACUGCCUUUCUGUUCUUCUCUCUCGUCUAUCCUCAUUUACACCCAAAACAAGCAAAGAGAGAGCACUGCACACUCUGUCUGCAAGUCUCCGAGAUUACUCCCUCAAAUGGACGGCUUCGAUCGACUCCCGGACUCACUGAUCCUCCAGAUCUUCGACUCGGUCUCCGACGUCAAGACGCUCAUCCGCUGCCGCGCCGUGUCGAAGCGGUUCAACUCGCUCGUUCCCCAAACCGACUCGCUCCUCUUAACCGUCGACCGAGUCAUCUCAUCCGAUUCGGACUCGGAUUCGGCGAACGACGACGUUUCGCACCUCCUGGUUACCUUCCUGAAGUCCAUUCUGAAAUCGAUCCACGACCUCGUCUCGGCGAGGCCCGACCCGACCCGGGCCCGCUCCCAGAACUCGCCCGCCCAGAUCCUCCGGUCCUUCCACAACGUCCGAAACCUCUCGAUCGAGCUGCCCUCCGGGGAUCUCAGGCUCGAGAAGGGCACGGUGCUGAAAUGGCGAGCGGAUUUCGGGAAGACCUUGAGGAGCUGUGUGAUCCUCGGGUUCCGAUCGGUCGUCGCCGGCGGGGAAACGCCGGUGCCCGGAGAUGACGCGGACUUCGCCGGAGGGCUGAAGGUGCGGGUGGUGUGGACGAUCAGCGCGCUGAUCGCGGCAUCGGCGAGGCACUACUUGCUGAAGGAGGUGGUGAGGGAGCAGAGAGGGCUGGAAACGCUGGUUCUGAGAGACAGAGAAGGAGAGGGCGUGGUGGUGAUGGAGAAGGAAGGGUUGAGAGAGUGCGGGAGGGAGGACACGUGUGAUGCGGAGGAGGAGGAGGAGGAGGUGGAGGAGGAGGGAUGGGAUAGGGGAAGGAGCAGGGUGCCUAGCGUGAGGAUGCGGAUGAGGCACGUGCCGAGAAUGGAACUGAAGGGUGGGGUUUGGGUGGAGGGCGCGACACUUGUUGUGGUGAGGCCGAGUUUGAGCGGUGACGUGGAGGAUGGUGAUUUGGCGAUGGGGGCAUUUGGCGGGGAUGUGCUUUACGGGGAAGUUGUAGAGGCUUUGCUCAAGGCCAAGAGUUAUUUACUGGAAAUGAACUCAUUCUAAUAAUUCAUGGCAAAUGUUAAAAUGUUUUUUUUUUUCUUUUUCUGGUUUUAUUUUCGAUGCUCUGUACAUUCAUCCUGAUCUUUUUUUUUUUUUGCCCCAAAUAUUUGUAGAAGUAGUGUACUACUACCAGUUGGUACUGUGGUGCUGCUACUGAGCAAUUGUAUGAACAAUCGAAUAAAGCUUUUGUCCGUUGCUAAUA